Molecule: messenger RNA, 1302 nt
Organism: Closterium sp. Yama58-4
Lineage: Eukaryota; Viridiplantae; Streptophyta; Zygnematophyceae; Desmidiales; Closteriaceae
Source: the annotation of a GenBank genome assembly
AUGAGAGCUUUGGAGGUCCUCACUCGCUCGAAGAAAAGCCGUACGCCGUCCCCCCUUCCUCCUUCGAAAGCGUGUCUACCCCCGGCCUCCGAAGCCAAAUCCCCUCAAAUACUGCCGCCAGCCUCGCCGCAACUCCCUCCGCCGUCCCCGCGCCUUCAGCCGCACCCCACGGGCAUCAUGACGCGCGAGGAGGUUGAGGUACGCGCGCUUGGCGUCAGCGCGUAUCCCGGAUCGCGAGAACUACCGUUCCAACCAGGCGCGCGAUCCGGUUUGUCGAUUGACAAAGCGGGCACCGAUUAUUCCGGCGUGAUGGUCCAUGUGCCGAAAGACUGUUCCUCCACGAACGAGUUACAACAGCACCGCGACAACCUUGCGAAACUCGCGCCAGAGCUCGUCGCUCCCCCCCCUCCGCCCAAGGUUCCCGUUGUAUCUGCGGAGGACCUUUCCGAACUUGAAAUUGCCGCGAUCUUGGCGGAUUGCCGCUCCGCUGACACCUCACGGAGGCUCCACGGUGCAAGGACGCUGCGCGCGCUCUCGAAGGAAUCCGAUGCGCACCGCACGUUGCUUGUCGCGGCUGAGGGCGUCGUCGACGAAUUGGUCGAUCUACUAUCGGAGCCGAGCGACGGCGUUUCGGAAGAAGCGGUGAUUGCUCUCUUGAAUCUUACCACAAAUGAUUCCAAUAGGCGGCUCCUCCCGUCUAAGAUUCUCAACCCUCUCGUCCGCGCGCUUGCCAGCGCUGCUCAACCCAUGGUUGUUCGUGAAACCGCUGCCGCCGCCAUUUUCAGUCUCUCGGUGGAGGACGACGUUAAAGUGGCUGCUGGCGACGCGGGCGCCGUUGCUAACUUAGUCGAGGUCCUGCGGUUCGGUUCGCAACAGGGUAAACGCGACGCGUGUAAAGCACUCUUUAAUCUCUCCAUGGCUGGUUGCAAUAAGACGCGCGUUCUGGAAGCGAGCGGUGUGCCGGCCUUGGUGGAGCUUCUUACCCAUUCCAACAGCGGAACCGCAGAGAAGGCGGCGGCCGUGCUGGCGAAUGUGGUAACGUUGGAGGCGGGACGCGACGCGGUGAUGGAGGAGGAGGAUGCGGUGCUGCAUCUGGUGGAGAUUCUCGAGGCGGGCACGCCACGAGGCAAGGAGCAUGCAACGGUGGUGUUGUUUCAGCUCGCGUACCACAGCGAAGCGCAUCGGACGGCCAUCCUUAUGGAGGUGGUGAUUCCGCCGCUCGUUGGGAUCACGCAGACGGGCACGGCUCGUGCACGAGAGAAGGCGAAGCAACUGCUGUCUAUUCUCCGGAAAACUGGUUGA